This is a messenger RNA of Trametes versicolor FP-101664 SS1, 1185 nucleotides long. RefSeq lists its product as uncharacterized. The record is from RefSeq and is a predicted model, not a curated record. Lineage: Eukaryota; Fungi; Basidiomycota; Agaricomycetes; Polyporales; Polyporaceae. The annotation marks the transcript as partial. The transcript is spliced from 2 exons.
UCUAAUAGCAUACUCGACUUGAACCAGGACGUGCUUGAUCAUGUACUCGAAGAGCUCUACACGCAGAAAUGUCUUAUGCAAUUAUCAGUGACUUGCCAGACGAUUCGCGGAGCGGCAAACCACAUGCUGUUCAGACGUUGCCGGGUCGCAUUCAGCCGCCCCAUUGCUGCGAGGGCCUUUCCUCCUGACUCGUUGUGGCGCUACAUCAGAUAUCUCUUACUUGUUGAGGACAGACCAGAUGCGGACGUCGUGCGAGGAACUUAUCCGCGUAUAGAGCACCCCACCCUGUGCGGUUACGUCGUCUCAGAUUGUCUCUACCGCGCCUUGCAACACAUGCCUCUCCUGAGCAAGAUAUCGAUAUCAACAAGCAAACGCAUCUAUCACGGGCUCCCAUGGCCAUUUGUUCAAGCAAUACUCGCUGUCCCGCAACUUCAAGAGCUCCGGAUAUCUCAAUAUCUCCUCUGCACCUUGGGUGCGCGCGCGCAGGAGUUGGACAUGAACGUCGCAUCGUUGACUUCAUUUACCUAUUGGUUGGACAUCUCCCGUGGCGAUCCGCGAUCGCACCCCGCAGAACGCGAGGCGCUUGGCAUUCUCUUGCCGAAGCUGAGUCGCACGUUGCAGAAGCUCGAGCUGCCGAUCGAAUCCCUUCCUCAGGAGAUCGUCCGGUAUACGCGUUGGCCACAUCUGCGCCACCUUUCUGUGUACGGAGAAGCAUCGCCUCAACCGAAGGAUCCCUACAUUGUCAUCCUAGGCAACAUGCCCCAACUUCGUUCUCUCGCUUUGACGUUCACGAUCAAACACGAGAAGAGCACGCCGGUCAUAUGGCCUUCUGGUCUCUCGAUGGCGUGCCCGUGGCCCGACCUCGAGGACCUCACCAUCAUGCACCCGCACUCCGAUGAUCAGCUCUAUAGCCAUCUUCCGUCUACCCUCAAGCGGCUCUUACUAUGCUCACCGAUCUACUACUACGAUUUUAUGUGGGGGCGGGGAGGUGUCAUCAGCGAGCGAUGGCUGCAGGGACCAUUGCUGACGGCGAGUCAAACACUGCGGCUGUUGAGCCGAUGCCAAACACCUAAUCUCACCGAGCUCGCGAUUGAGUUCCACGAGGAUAACGAGGAAUUCAAGCUCCUGGACUUCCUACCCCACACGUUUCCGCGCCUUACUUCGCUGACCGCAAACAUCUACCGU